Molecule: messenger RNA, 1044 nt
Organism: Didymodactylos carnosus
Lineage: Eukaryota; Metazoa; Rotifera; Eurotatoria; Philodinida; Philodinidae
Source: the annotation of a GenBank genome assembly
AUGACUACAGCACCCAAGAAUACGGCUUCCGAUUGGGCAUUCGCAAUACUAACCAGUGAUCCCGUCUUUGUUAAAUUGUAUGACUGCAUGGACAACAAGAAACUUGCAGCACUUGGUAAAGAAUUAUAUGAAACGAAAAAUAUUGAGGACAGUAAACGUUCACUAGAUUUGGACAAAACUUUAGCUUUGAAAAAUCAUUUGGACAUGUCUACCAAUCACAAGAAUUUUUGCAAAAGGUUUUUAAGUCCAUACCUCAGUAUUCCAAAUGAAAAGUACAUCAGAGCGUAUUCUAACACUAUCUUACCCGAAACAUGUGUCUGGAAAACGGCACCUGAUUACGAACCCACUGGCGUCUUCAUUCCAUCUCGUGAAGAUGUCGUGUGUUUGACAAUCAAAAGACUUGUUGAAAUGUUACAGAAACAGAAUGUUGUAGUGCCCACGUCAUUGAUUUAUCGUGAGAAGUGUGGUCACGAUGGUGCAGGCUCCAUGUCUAUGUAUAAGUCCGUUAAUUCACCCAUGGAGACUGCAAACAUCUUUUCAAAGAUGUUCGUACCGUUGUCUUUGAAAGCAGCUUCGGGCGAAGUCCUGUGGAUUAAUGACACUCCUAACAGUUCUCGCUGGUGUAGACCACUGGCACUGAUUGCUGUGAAGGAGUCGAAAGAUCUUUUGCACUUCGUAAAUACUGUCUUCGAACCUGGAGAAAAUGAUCUACGAAAAGACGAUAUGGGUUUCAUACAUAAUAGUAUAAAGUACGAAGUGAAAGUUAUUAUCGAAACCAGUAUGAAAGAUCUAAAGAUCCGUACGAUGGAGUCUGGUCUUGGUGGUGCAGACUGUUUGCUCUGCACAUCGAGACGAGCAGACUGGAAAGAUCUAACGAAGAUCUCAGAUCCAGAUGUUUUUGCUAUAAACCGCACUGCGGCUAAAACUCUGGAUUUGUACAAGCAGUUAUUGAACGAUGACGGUGAGAUCGAAAAAUCGAAAAAUGAUUAUGAAGUAAGGCAAGGUCUGACAAGUGAGCCUCUCUCUUCUACCGACAAUGGUUAA